AAGGUUGACGUAGCUGUCGAAUGUUUGUGGACAAAGUGUAAAAAGAAAGCGAGAGUAGUAAAAGAUCGUAUUUUUCGAGUUGCUCUUGGAGGCAUCACCAGCCUCCUGAAUCCUGGGUGUGUGCAGGCAGCAGAGCCCGUAGACAGGGGGAGAAAACACCAGCAACAUCGCAACGUGAGUCCAGCUGUGCCUGUCAUCUGUCACUUUGUCGGGAAACUUCUUCCAUUGCACAAUCGGGCGGGCUAAGAAUGGCGAACUGCCCGAGCUAGUUCCUGAAGAGGACCUCCAUUCAGGGGUGGACUGCCAAAAACUGCCAGGUUGAUCCCUCGCCCAGUCAGUCUGUCACAUCCUUGACGUCCGGGGGAUCCAGGACCUCUGUGGAGAUGCAGACCUUCCUAAAAGGCCGCAGAGUCGGCUACUGGCUCAGCGAGAAGAAGAUGAAGAAGCUGAAUUUCCAUGCUUUUGCAGAUUUGUGCAGGAAAAGAGGAAUCGAGGUUGUUCAGCUGGACCUCAGCCAGCCUCUGGAGGAUCAGGGUCCCCUGGACGUCAUCAUCCACAAACUGACGGACCUCAUUCUGGAGGCGGACCAGAAUGAUUCCCAGGCUGUGCUGCUGGUGCAAAGAGUGCAGGACUACAUCGAUGCACAUCCUGAGACCAUAGUCCUUGAUCCCCUUCCAGCUAUCAGGACUCUGCUGGACCGUUGCAAGUCUUACCAGCUAAUCCACAGGAUAGAAAGCUGUAUGCAAGAUGAGAGGAUUUGCUCUCCUCCGUUCAUGGUACUCAACACAGAGUGCAGCCCGGACGUACUGGAGCAGAUCAGGAAACACGGACUCACAUUCCCCUUCAUUUGCAAAACACGAGUGGCUCACGGAACCAACUCUCAUGAGAUGGCCAUUAUCUUCAACGAGGACGACCUCAAGGAUGUGAAGGCGCCCUGUGUGAUCCAGAGCUUCAUCAACCACAACGCAGUGCUCUACAAGGUGUUUGUGGUGGGCGACUCCUACACGGUGGUGGAGAGGCCCUCCCUCAAGAACUUCCCUGCUGGACCUGCAGACAGGAAAGCCAUUUUCUUCAACAGCCACAAUGUUUCCAAGCCGGAGUCGUCCUCUGACCUGACCUCGAGGGACAACGUGGAGGGCGUGUCUCAGCCUCCCAGCGAUGACGUCAUCCGAGAACUGUCCCGGUCCUUGCGGCAGGCGCUGGGCGUGUCCUUGUUUGGCAUCGACGUCAUCAUUAAUAACCAAAGCGGCCAACAUGCUGUCAUUGACGUCAACGCCUUCCCUGGUUACGAAGGCGUCCCUGAGUUCUUCAACGACCUGCUCAACCACAUCAGCAGUGUCCUCCAGAGCCACAGCCCCCCCGACUUGAGCGCCCCAGGCCCCGCCUCCACCACGCCAGCCCCUGCUUGCUGCUGCUGCGGCGCCAACCCGUGGAUCGUGGAGGGCAACGCCGCAGGACUGAAGGGCCCGCGUCAGAGACUGGGCUGCAACUCGCCCAACUUCCAGCAGCACUGCGUGUCCACGAUAGCCACCAAGGCUUCCUCCCAGUGACGUUACCACGGUGACAAAAACAAUAACAAUGAAUUAUAAUCAUAAUAAUUAUGAUGUUAUUGAUAUUAUAAUCUAAUCACAACCUUUUCCUUUGUAGUUUUUGCAAAUGAUGGUGAUUGGGUGUCAAGCUUUCUUUUCUCUCUGGGCUUUGAUUUUGUAUUUUUGCUUGUGUCUAACGAGACUUUAUUAGUACUGUAAUGUGAAGCUGGCAAGUGUUUGCUACAGCCCAGCUUCUCGCUGGCAGCAAACACAUUCCUACAGGGAGCUGUUUGUCAGACAUGCCACUUGAUGUGCAAUGUAUGAUCCCUUUGUUUGUCUGUGUGUGUGUGCGCGAAUGACUCCCCUGCACAAAGGCCCUACUCUCCAAUGUGAUUAAGUGGGGAAAAAAUGUUUCCUUGAUUUAAGUCUUUUUGAUCCUUAGCACUUGUGAGGCUGCAAUAAGUCCAGCGCCCCUGGAAGGUGAAACAUAUUGCACUUGAAGUUUGGAUGCAGUGUACACCACACAUAAUAAAGCGAUAAAAGAAACUCUCAAA
Molecule: messenger RNA, 2083 nt
Organism: Nerophis lumbriciformis (worm pipefish)
Lineage: Eukaryota; Metazoa; Chordata; Actinopteri; Syngnathiformes; Syngnathidae
Gene: itpk1b
Product: inositol-tetrakisphosphate 1-kinase b
Biological process (GO): inositol trisphosphate metabolic process
Cellular component (GO): cytoplasm
Molecular function (GO): ATP binding; inositol-3,4,5,6-tetrakisphosphate 1-kinase activity; inositol-1,3,4-trisphosphate 6-kinase activity
Source: RefSeq, a predicted model, not a curated record